This is a messenger RNA of Myripristis murdjan (pinecone soldierfish), 3575 nucleotides long. It is a transcript of the gene ldhd, whose product is annotated as lactate dehydrogenase D. Bases 160 to 1632 code for a protein of 490 amino acids. Gene Ontology annotation, biological process: lactate catabolic process. The record is from RefSeq and is a predicted model, not a curated record. NCBI's taxonomy places the organism in Eukaryota, Metazoa, Chordata, Actinopteri, Holocentriformes, Holocentridae. Gene Ontology annotation, cellular component: mitochondrion. Gene Ontology annotation, molecular function: FAD binding; D-lactate dehydrogenase (NAD+) activity; D-lactate dehydrogenase (cytochrome) activity. The transcript is spliced from 11 exons.
CCUGUUGUAAAUAAUCAGUAACUGGGUACUCGGCUCUCUCCGUCACACCGGCCCGGCGGGCGGGGAACCUCGGUGUGUGACGGGCAGCUCUCAGGGCAGACUGCCUCGGUGCUGCCAGGUGUGUGUGGACAGGUGCGGACACACCUGGGACCGCUGACCAUGUUUCCCGGCCUCACGGCGACGCAGCGCCUGCUGCCCCGCCUGCCGCGCCUCCUGCAGCGGCGCCGCGUCACAGCAGAAGCGGAGAAAGGUCCUGCUCUGGAGAAGGCAGUCUCUGCGUUCAGGUGUGUGUGUGGUGAGGACGGCGUCUCGUUGGGCGAGGCUGUCAGGCAGCAGCACGGCAGGGAUGAGUCUGUGCACAGAUGUUGUCCCCCAGAUGUGGUGGUGUUUCCUCGCUGCGUGGAGGAGGUGAGUGCCCUGGCCAAGAUUUGCCACCGCUACGAUCUUCCCAUCAUCCCCUUUGGCACUGGGACCGGCCUGGAGGGAGGGGUCAGUGCCUUAAAUGGUGGUGUGUGUUUCAGUCUGAGGAACAUGGACCAGGUCCUGGAUCUCCACCAGGAGGAUUUCGAUGUGACCGUGGAGCCCGGCGUGACCCGCAAGGCUCUCAACGCCCACCUGCGCCACACCGGCCUGUGGUUUCCUGUCGACCCCGGGGCCGAUGCGUCUCUGUGUGGGAUGGCUGCCACCAGCGCCUCCGGUACCAACGCAGUGCGUUAUGGGACAAUGAGAGAGAACGUGUUGAACCUAGAGGUGGUGCUGGCGGACGGGACGGUCGUGCACACGGCCGGCAAGGGCCGCCGACCCAGGAAGACAUCAGCCGGCUACAACCUGACCAACCUGUUCGUGGGCUCGGAGGGCACGCUGGGCAUCAUCACCAAGACCACCCUGCGUCUCUAUGGAAUCCCAGAAGCCACGGUGUCGGCCGUCUGCUCCUUCCCCUCCGUCCAAGCCGCUGUGGACAGCACGGUGCAGGUCCUGCAGGCGGGCGUGCCCAUUGCUCGCAUCGAGUUUCUGGAUGAUGUGAUGAUAGAUGCGUGCAACAGGUACAACUCCCUGUCCUACCCCGUGACCCCGACUCUCUUCUUGGAGUUCCACGGCACCGAGAGCAGCCUCGACGAGCAGAUCAGCACCACAGAGGAGAUCUCUGGGGCCAACGGCGGCUCAGACUUCCAGUGGGCACGAGACGCAGAGACACGGGAGCGCCUGUGGAAAGCCCGUCACGAUGCCUGGUACGCUGCUCUGGCUCUCAGGCCGGGCUGCAAGGCGUACUCCACAGAUGUGUGUGUUCCUCUGUCUCGGCUGCCUCAGGUCAUCGUGGAGACGAAGGAAGACCUGAUUCAGAACAAAAUCACAGGUCCCUUGGUGGGUCAUGUGGGUGACGGGAACUUCCACUGCCUCACGGUGCUGGACCCCAGCGACUCGGAUGAAGUCCAGAGGGUUCACCUCUUCACCGAGAGACUAGCCAGGCGAGCGCUGGCCAUGGAUGGCACCUGUACAGGAGAGCAUGGCGUGGGAUUAGGAAAGAGAGCGCUGCUGUGUGAGGAGAUGGGACCCAUGACCAUGGAGGUCAUGCGGAGCCUUAAGCACACCCUCGAUCCAAAGAACCUGAUGAACCCUGGGAAAAUCCUCUGACCCUCGACCCUGGCCGAGAACAGCAUGUCACUGUGUGGGACUUCAAUCAAAUGAUGGGAUUAAUAAAAUAAUGGGAUUGAGGUUUUCUGUGAUGGGUCUCUAUCAGUUGAAUCCUGUGCAGGCAGUUGUGAGAUCAGUAUAUAUGUGGCGCCCAAAAAGGGUUUUGUGAUUUAAUUUGAAAAUGUAUUAUUGUUGACAUAAAUUGUUGAUUUCUAGCCCUGCAGCUUAGUGCCUGCUGUAAUGCACAGGUCAUUUAAUGACAUGCUCUUUCAUUUUUAAACAGCAGUUGGCAGCUUAAUGUCGCUGUGGAGCUGAGUCUGAGAGUUUGGCUCUUUCGCUCAGGCAUACCUGCAAACUGGUGAAGCAACAUUCUGUCUAAGGUUAUGAAGUAGGGGUGUAAAAUCUAAUUGUAAAAAACUGAGCUGUUCAACACACAGCCCACCCUAAAGUGCUGUGUUACACACCCAGUCCACUGUAUGAGAGCCAUCUGACUGCACACAGCUGAUCAAUUAAUGAACAUACUGAAGUUUUUCAUGUGUGUUUUAAAUAGUCUAAGCAGCAUUUUUGCCUUUGAAAGAAUGUUUGUUGUUUUCAUGUUGUUAUCCCAAAUCUGUGAGUGAAAAAAUAGAGAUGACAUUGGAAAUGGUUGUGUUUUUUUCCUCCAAUGAACAAAACAAAUCAAACUGAAAUUGUGGCCCAAAAACCACAAUACAAUACGACUGUGCCAAUUAUUGAACCAUUACAGCCCCAGUAUGAACCCAGCAUGAGCUGGUACAAGAUGUCAGCUUUCAGGAGAACCUGGCAGCUCAGCACACACCAGGUGUUCAGGCUGAGUCCUGAUCGCAGGUUCGAAUCCGACCUCAGGCCAUUUCCUGCAUGUCAUUCUCACUCUCGCCUGCCUUUCCUGUCUCUCUCUACUGUGACUGUCAGAUAAAGCAGAAAUGCCAAAAAAAACAUUUAAUAGAAUGUACAUUUUCAAUACAGAUUUCAGAUAUGUAACAGUUUCAGUACUUAUUUAAUACAAUCAUCUCAUCUCAUUGUUUGAGAUCCAUGAUGUAUUUUGCACAUGGUCCCUGACAGAAAUAAAAUAAAAUUGAAACCCAGGUGUAGUAGUUGUCCAGUAGUCCUAAAUUAAAGACCUGCCAUACAUUUAGAUGUUAAAAAAUGUGCAAUUUCCAGUCCUGUGUUUCAGAUGAGGUAGUACAGCAGCAUAAGUGUGUCAAACCCAUUUUGAAACAAUGGGCCUGCCUGACACCGUUUUGGCUGCUGGGAAUUCAGAGUGUGAGGUAACUCUUAACUCCAGUACCCAUCAUAGCUGGUGAUACAAAAAGUGAAUUUCAAAUCCUGAAAUUUACUCAAGUAUUAUACUCAAGUCCAUAUUUGAGGUCCUUGUGCUUUGGAUAUUUUGCUGUUGUGCUAAUUUAUACUUGCAUAUUCAGAUUAACAAUACAAAAUAUAAUCAAUAGCCUAAAUAAAUUAUGAUAUUAAAUCAAUAAACCUUUAUUGGUCUUUUCUUGUUGCAUUGUUGUAUUUGAACCAACAGUUAAAGAGCCUUUUUCCAUGGAUUCAUCAGAUCAUGCUGAGUCACUAGUGACUGUUUGGGUAGAUUUUCCACCAUUUAGCACUUUGUCCAAAACAGUUUCCUUUUGCUGCUCCUCCCAGGAAUUUCAUCCGAUUUGCAGGACAUUCAGCACAGAGCGUCUCUGGACAGUGGACAGAAAAUGAAUCGGUCCAGUGGUUCAGAUUUAUCAGCCAAUGAACUUAAAACAACAUUUUGCUUGACACAAAAGCUGCUACUCAUUGACUGUUCACUUAAAUUUGGCCCAAAAGGAGGGAAUGGAGUUCACCUGAUGCACCCACUAAAGCACUUUGACUUGCACUGUUAGAGGGCUCCGCCGGUGUGGCAAUUUCAGGAAAAUUUGUAUGAAAUUUGGUGUGAAUGC